Molecule: messenger RNA, 1605 nt
Organism: Aphanomyces astaci
Lineage: Eukaryota; Oomycota; Saprolegniomycetes; Saprolegniales; Verrucalvaceae
Exons: 5
Coding region: 1-1605 (534 amino acids)
Molecular function (GO): ATP binding
Source: RefSeq, a predicted model, not a curated record
AUGGACCACGUGCAUCGCCCGUCGGAGCAUGUGUUUCGAUUUGGUGAGCCAGAAAAGCAAUUGAUGGACUGCGUCGUCCUCUUUGAGAGCCAGCUCCGUAUAACCGACGCUGCGUUUGGCCAAGUGGUGCAGUACCUACGCCGUCUUUUCCCAACGGGGUCCGCAAACGGAGGCUCCAAGGCGCUCUUUGAAUCGUUCGUGUCCGACCACACAUCUCCGUGGGUGCGUCUGUUGACAAGAGCCUGCUCGGCUCUGGGGGUGGACGUCGUGGAGGGCGGCGCGUUCCUCGGUCGUGGUGCCCAUGGCCGUGUGUUCAAGGUCGAGCGGAAAGCCGACAAAAAGGUGCUCGCGCUAAAACUUGUCGACUCAAGCUCCAAGACUGCUCUCUUUCGCGAGGAGUUGGCCCUGACGAAUGCCGAGCUCACAGGUUUGACGGCUCGCCUCGAGCACGGCUUCGUUGAGUUUCCAGGGGGUGCUGCGUUAUUGGUGACUCCAGUGGGGGCUCCUCUGCCUCGACCGACGACACUACAGGAAGUCGUCAACCUCUUUGACCUGCUCAGACAGCUCCAUGAGAAGAGUAUCAUCCAUGGAGAUCCCCGCGUGCCGAACGUGAUCGUCGUCAAGGACAACGACAAGGACAAGCUCCUUUGGAUUGACUUGGUGGAAGCUGUCCAGGUGACUCCGGGAUUUCGCACCACGGAUGCUGCUAUUCUCACCCGGUCGAUCCUCCGCUUACUACAUACGUCUUUGCUGGGGGAGCCCUUGGAGUCGCUGAUCAACGAGUAUGGCCAAACCCCGACGAGUGAGAACGCCCACCGAAUGUACCAUGCCAAGGAUGCACCCAUGGACCACGUGCAUCGCCCGUCGGAGCAUGUGUUUCGAUUUGGUGAGCCAGAAAAGCAAUUGAUGGACUGCGUCGUCCUCUUUGAGAGCCAGCUCCGUAUAACCGACGCUGCGUUUGGCCAAGUGGUGCAGUACCUACGCCGUCUUUUCCCAACGGGGUCCGCAAACGGAGGCUCCAAGGCGCUCUUUGAAUCGUUCGUGUCCGACCACACAUCUCCGUGGGUGCGUCUGUUGACAAGAGCCUGCUCGGCUCUGGGGGUGGACGUCGUGGAGGGCGGCGCGUUCCUCGGUCGUGGUGCCCAUGGCCGUGUGUUCAAGGUCGAGCGGAAAGCCGACAAAAAGGUGCUCGCGCUAAAACUUGUCGACUCAAGCUCCAAGACUGCUCUCUUUCGCGAGGAGUUGGCCCUGACGAAUGCCGAGCUCACAGAAGUUGUCAACCUCUUUGACCUGCUCAGACGGCUCCAUGAGAAGAAUAUCAUCCAUGGAGAUCCCCGCGUGCCGAACGUGAUCGUCGUCAAGGACAACGACAAGGACAAGCUCCUUUGGAUUGACUUGGUGGAAGCUGUCCAGGUGACUCCGGGAUUUCGCACCACGGAUGCUGCUAUUCUCACCCGGUCGAUCCUCCGCUUACUACAUACGUCUUUGCUGGGGGAGCCCUUGGAGUCGCUGAUCAACGAGUAUGGCCAAACCCCGACGAGUGAGAACGCCCACCGUUUGGCCACCGCAGUGUUCCAGUGCACCAAAUUUUCAGCCCGACGUUAG